Messenger RNA from Cyphellophora europaea CBS 101466, 1200 nucleotides. RefSeq lists its product as uncharacterized. Lineage: Eukaryota; Fungi; Ascomycota; Eurotiomycetes; Chaetothyriales; Cyphellophoraceae. The record is from RefSeq and is a predicted model, not a curated record. The transcript has a single exon. The coding region runs from base 1 to 1200 and encodes 399 amino acids.
AUGCUGCCAACAUCAUACCCAACACCACGCUUAAUGAUCGUUGGCGUCGCGACCUUCACUUUGUUCUUCCUAACAUUCACGUCCUAUCUUCACCGUCCUCGGUUCUCCACCAGCAUUCCCAGCCUCACCGGCUACCUCGAACGCUACUACGAUGGCGCCUCGCUACCUUCACAGUCACACCCUGCCGUCACCGGCGCCCGACAAGCAUCGCUAGACCAAGUCCUCAACGCCACGCUUGGCUUCACCUCCAUAUUGGCCAUCAACCUUCCCGACCGGACCGACCACCGCGACCUGCUGGUCCUUUCCGCCGCCCUCUCCGACCUGGCCAUCACCUACCUCCCCGGCGUCAACGGCAGCCAAGUCAAUCCCAAAGCCCUGCCUCCGAAACUCAUGCCCGACAUCUCGCCCGGCCGCAUCGGCAGCUGGCGCGCCCACAUCGACGCCAUCUCGCACAUCGUCGAGCAACGCCUCCCCAGCGCCCUCAUCAUCGAAGACGACGUCGACUGGGACGUCCGUCUCCGCCCUCAAAUGCAAGCCCUGGCCCUCUCCGCCGUCGCCAUCCAAGAGCACUCCCCCUCCUCCUCCUCCUCCUCCUCCUCCUCCUCCUCCAGCAGCAAACUCUCCUACGCCCGCCUCCCCUCCCAACCCGCCCCGGCCCUCACCCCCUACGGCUCCACCUGGGACCUCAUGUGGCUCGGCCACUGCGGCGUAGGCCUCAACGCCCACGCACCCAUGGUGCUGCAGAGCGACGACCCCACCGCCGCGGCCAAGAAACACUACCGCUCCUGGGAGGCCACGGGCCGCACCCCGCUGGCCGACUACCCGGACCACACGCGCGCCGUGUUCCGCCAAACCAGCGGCGUCUGCAGCCUGGCGUACGCGGUCUCGCAGCGCGGGGCCCGGAAACUGCUGCUCGAGCUGGGAUUGCGCAGGCUCGACCAGCCGUUCGACGUCAUGCUCAGUGAGUGGUGCGGUAGCGGCGAGAAUGUGUGCAUUGGUGUCGUGCCGCAGCUGUUCGACCACCACCGCCCGCCCGGGCCGGUGGGGAGGGAGAGCGAUAUUGUGGAGGGGGGCGAAGGGUGGCGCGACGAAGGGUAUACGGCGAAUGUGCGGUGGAGCCUGAAGUUGAAUCUGGAGAGGGUGUUGAGGGGGGAGGGUGUGGUGGACCAGUGGGCGGAUGAGAGGGAGGCGACCGGUUAG